Homalodisca vitripennis (glassy-winged sharpshooter) is the source of this 1881-nucleotide messenger RNA. RefSeq names its product basic proline-rich protein-like. Lineage: Eukaryota; Metazoa; Arthropoda; Insecta; Hemiptera; Cicadellidae. The record is from RefSeq and is a predicted model, not a curated record.
AUGGUAACUGCUGAUGUACUUAUCAUUGAUAUUAAGAGUGACCCCUCCCGGAUACCCCCCCCCCCCCCCCCCCCCCCGCCCCACCCGCCCCCUCCCCCCCCCCCCCCCAGCCCUCCCCCGCCCCCCCACCCCCCCACUCCCCCCACGUCCCCCCCCCCCCCCCCCCCCCCACCUCGCCGCCCACCACCCCCCCCCCCCCCCCCCGCCCCCCCCCCCCCCCCCCCCCCCCCCCCCCCACCUCCCCCCCCGACACGACACCCCCGACCCACCGCCCCCCCCCCCCCGCCCCCCGCCCCCCCGCCCCCCCCACCCCCCCCACCACCACCCCCGACACCCCCCCCCCCUCCCCCGACCGACCCACCCCCCCCCCCCCCCCCACCCCCCCCGCCCCCGCCCCCCCCCCCACCCACCGACGCCCCCCCCCCCCCCCCCCGCCCCCCCCCGCCCCCGCCCAACCCCCCCCCCCCGCCCGCCCCCCCCCCCCCCCCCCCCAUACACCACGCCCCACCCCCCCCUCCCCCCCCCCCGCCCCCCCCCCCCCCACCGCCGCCCCCCCCCCACUCCCCCCCCCCCCGCACCCCCGUCCCCCCAGCCUCACCCCCCCCGGCCCCACCCCCCCGACUCGCCCGACCCCACCUCCCCCACCCCCCCCCCCCCCCACCCUCCCCCCCCCCCUCCGCGCCCCCGUCCCCCCUCCCGCCUACCUCCCCGCCCCCCCCCGACCCCCAGCCCCCGAUGCCGACCCCCCCCCCCCCCACGCCCCAACCCCCCCCCCCCACCCCCGCGCCACCGCCCCCGCCGGACGACCCCUGCCCCCCGCCUCCCCAAGACCCCCCCACCCCCCAGCCCCCCUCCCCCCCCCCCCCCCCCCCCCCCCCCGUCCCCCCUCCCCCCCCAAAGCCCCCCCCACCCCCCCCCCCACCCCCCCCCGUCCCCCCCCCCCCCCCGCCCCCCCCCACCCCCCCUCCCCCCCCCCCCCCCCCAACCCCCCCACCUCCCCGCCCACACCCCCACCCUCCCCCCCCCCCCCCCCCCCCCCACCCCCCCCCCCGACUGUGCGCUCCCCCACCGCCCGCCUCCACCCCGCCCCCCCCCCCCCGCCCCUCCCCCGCCCCCCCGACUCCCCGCCCCCACCCCCCCCCCCCGCCCCCCCGCCCACCUGUCCCGCACCCGCGCCCACCCCCCAACCCCCCCCGCCCACCCACUCCCCCGACAUCCCCGACCACCCCGACCCUCCCCACCCCCGCCCCCCCCCCCCCCCUCCCGCCCCCCCCACCCCCCCCCCCCCCCCGCCCGCCCCCCCCACCACCCCCCCGGCCACCCCCCUCCCCGCCACCCUCCCCCCCCCCCCCCCCCCCCCCACCCCCCUCCGGCCGCCCCGGCCCUCCCCCCCCGCCUCCUAUCCCGACACCCCCCACCAGCCCCGCCCCACCGCCGCCUCCUCCCCCCGCACCCCCCCACGCCGACCCCCCCCCCCCCCCCCCCGCCGACUCCCCCCCCCCCCCCCCGCCCCCCCCCCCCCCAACCUCCCCCCCCUCCCUCCCUCCCCACCCCCCCCUACCCCCCACCCCCCCCCCCCACGACCACCCCCCCGCCCCCCCCCUUCCCCCCCCGCCCCCACCACCCCCCCUAACCCCCCCCCACCCACCCCCCCCCCCCCCCCCCCCCCCACGGCCCUCCCCCCCCACCCCCCCCCCUACGGCCCACCCCCCCCCCCCCCCCCCCCCCGCCCCCCCCCCCCCACCCCCCCCCCCCCCCCCCCCCCAUCCGCCACACCCCCUCCCCCCCCCCCCCCCCCCCCCCCCCGACCCCCCCCCACCACCCGCCCCCCCCACCCGCCCCCCCGCCCCCGCUCCCGCCCCGACUGACAGGACAGGGUGA